Messenger RNA from Coregonus sp. 'balchen', 31237 nucleotides. The record is from the annotation of a GenBank genome assembly. NCBI's taxonomy places the organism in Eukaryota, Metazoa, Chordata, Actinopteri, Salmoniformes, Salmonidae.
AUGGUGAACUACUACAGUAGAUUGCUAUCCUUCCAGUCACCUCUGCUGUCUCCGGGCCCCAGAGUCCCGUUAAUGUUCUGUUUUAUUACUACAUUAAAGGCAGGAUAGAAUCUCAACCAGAGUGGCAAAGGAAAACAGUACAAUGGAGCUAAAAACUUGACACGCAACUGACUCCCCAUAGACUAUCAUUCAUCUGUAAUAGAUACUGUACAUCCUUGCCCUCUGACUCAGGUUUAUUGUUGAGGUUGUAAGUGCUGUGUCACCCCCAGUCUGCUCAAUCAUUGUGUUGUGUUGUGUUGUCGUAUCGGAUGAGUGGUGGCCAGUUAUUGCUGUCAACAAAGAGUCCGUUCAAGCUGCACCGUGUUAGAGGCUUUUAUUAAAAUCACGAGGUUACAGCAUAAGUACAGACCCGCGGUGUCCGGAGAACGGCACCUCAGAUUGCCAUGGCCGUUCUGACUUUCUUCUUCGUUUAACCCCCCUAUUUAUAAACAAUGAUGCUCCCUCUUCUGGCCAAUCCCCAGUCUCCCCUGUCUACAACACACUUCCGGUCUGUUGUAUGUGGCAUUACACCUAAAACAUUCUCUCUUGAUACUAACAUAAACAACAUUCCAUUUCUUCAUGAAACAGUCAUAAUGUUAAUACACCACAUUUCCCCCCUUCGAGACGAACUAAACGUCUCGAAAACAAUCAGAAUAGGAUUAUGACUAGUAACAAUUUAUCUUAUUGAGUAUCUUUAACAUUAAACCAAAAACAUUCUCCUCUAGAGUGUAAAUACCUUUCUAUGCAAUAACUGUUUAUGAAGUGUGAAUACAUUACUAUGAAAUAUGAACAAAUCUCUAUGGAGUGUAAGAGCGAAAAACUGUCCGGCAACCUUCCAUCCAUCAAUCAAGACAGUCAAAUUCUCUCACGGUCCCUCUGCCCCAGGCAACCACCUUCGGUACUCCAGAUAACCUCAUAAACCAUGUAAAUGCAUUUGAAACUAUGAUGCAAUUAAAUACACAUGUAAGCCCCUGCAAACAAAAUCCUAUCCAAAAACAUCCACUCUAAAGGCUGGUCAACCCAUUGGACCCCAAAGUGGACCUCUCCCUGCCUAGACUCCUCUGUCCCUAAGCAUCACCGAAAUAAACAAAAACAUCUAAGAUCCUCACAUGUAUUCAAUAACAUCAAACAUCAUUCUAAAAAAAUUAAUCCCUAAGGCUAUGACACAAAUUAUGUAUUACACAUGUCAAUAUUUCAUUGCAGACACUGGAAUGUAGUCCACUACACUUCAUCUCCCUGUAGUCUCCUCUUCCAAUGGACUGUUGAUGAUGGAAUCAGCCACACCCUCCUUGUUUCAUCUCCUCCAGUCAUAUUGUCCCUUCCCAUUGUCUUUGUUUGAGUAUUUCAAUCUCCAUAUGUUCCCCCAAAUGCUUCUGGAAGAAAAAGAAACGACCAAACAGUAUCUUUUGCAAAACAAACACUUUCAAAUUGAACAUCAAUAUCAACUAAGAAUAUAGAAAUGAUAUAUAAAUUAUGUAUGAAUCACAUAAACCCAUUCCCCCCUUUGAUUCAUAAAUCAUACCAACAUCACCCUAAUAUUGAAUUUUUUUUUUUUGAAAAAUCAUCAAAUAAUCAAAAAUGAUAUUUAUCCAUUCAGUUCCACUUGUCCAUCUUAUCCAGAUCAGGAACAGUCAACACCGGCAUCUGAGUGUUGUCUCCAGGCAUCACUCUCCAACCUAUCUCAAUAUCAUAGCUUUCUCAAAGGUCAGUAACAAAUUACAAACAUCACACAGUGUUAUCAAAGCUGAAACUAAAAUCUGACCCAUCACUGCCCCUACUGGGCCUAACUGAUCUUGCAACCAAGACUUCUCAGAUCUCCCAAACGCAUCCCUUAUAUUCUUCAAUGCAUAUAUAACUAUCUGAACUAUCUGGACUCAAAGUAUCUACUAAUAUUAUCAAUAGGAUCUUCCCAAAUGUUACACCAUACCAUGGAAAAAAUCCCCCCUUCUCCCUUACAUUUAUCCUUCAAUGAUAGGCUUGAAGACUAUGACAUGUCGCCAUGUCACCCUUUAACCCUAGAUUUAGCUGUGUCCGGUGCUAUCCCUCUUAUAAUGGUAAAAACCUCAUAUGGAAGCUUCAACGUUGACAUGUAACAACAUCCUGUCUAUCCAUAGUGUAAGAAUAUAUAUGCUUUAUCACCACAAACCCUCAAAAUAUCUCUAAAAUCCCCAUAGUCACAUUGUCAGGCAAAAGCUAAUCUUUUAACCAUCAAAGUCCUGCUGUUCCUACUACCUGAUACAUAAAAAUUACAUAUUUGUCAUCUCUAACCUUAUGUUCAUGCUUAUCCAAAAUCAUCAUAUAAUCAUCACAAUCUGAUAUUCCCAUAAACAUACCCCUUAUAUCAUAUGUUUUAUUAGAACAAAAACAACUUUUAGCCCUCAAUGUUUACACCUCAAAUGCUUCAGGGUUUGCUUGUUACCUGAUUUUACUUUCCAUCUAACAAAUUCACACAAGUUAAUUCACUUAAUCCAAUAACACCUAAACCUAGGCUUAAACAAAUGUUUUGACAAUGGCAUUAUUUUAUCUGUUACUGACUGUUGCUGAUACCACAGUCAUGACAACGCAUAAGAUUGACACAUACUUGAUAGAGGUCGAACGACCGUCUCUAACAUGUUUGACUGGAAUUCUAACCAGACAUGGACCCUCAAGAUUCCUCACUGAUAUUACAGAAUGAGCUGCUGGAACCUGCCCAUCUAUCUCUAAUUUUCAGAACAGAAGAAUCAAACCACAUGCAUAUAGUUUCUCUCUUCCCUAACGAGCGGUACUGAUCAGAUACCUCUCCUUGUCUGUCAUUAAAAUCAAAGACCUCAUCCUGUACCUCCAUGAUGAAUCUAUAUUCUCUCUACUACUAUCUGUUCUCCUAUUUUAACCCUAUUGGUACUAUAAUUGACAGCACUCUCCAUCCGUAACAUAACCCCUGAGUCCUUCUUGCUACCCCCUUUAAUUUCAGAAAAGUUGUUGUCGGUGUCAUACUUCCUAUAUUUGCUAUUGCCAUCGUAUCAUUAAUCCCUUCCAAAGUUACCAUUAAAGUAGUUGACUUAAUUGCUGUAUCAACCCUAAUUACUUCUAGUGCAAAAGUUCCCAUUAUCCUAUGUGUAUUAUUCACUGUUGGAGUGGCUACUGUAAUCUACUCCUCCUGAACUCCCUCAAUGACUGUGGAGGCUACAACAGACCUCAACUCUUCCAUUAUAAGCGUUACUUUAUGAAUUACAUAGCCUUUUAACCAAUAAUUCUUAACCAGAACAAAUUCUAAUGCUUGCACUAGAUAAGUAUACUUCUUCUCCAUACUUAUCUCUCCAUGGGGGAGAAACGUCCCCAUCCUAACCCUAAUAAGUAUUCUUUCCCCUAAAAUUGGUGCUAUAUUGGUUCCCUUAUAAUCAAAUGCGAUAUAUUUAUGACUUUAAUAACUAUCAAUGUUGAAAGAGUUAAAUUGCUUCUCACUGUUGUUAUAAUAGACUGAAGUGUUAAUGUCCUUAGUUACUUCUAGUUUUCCCCAAAGAAAAGUUGUCUUUGCUUGUACUUCCAUCUAUCACCACUAGUGUCACUUUUUCCCCACUCUCAGUCCUUUCUCUAAUCCCUGACUUUCAAACUUUUGAUUAUAAAAAAUACACCUAUAAUUACCUUGAUCUUCCUACUCUAAAGUGUCAUUCACCAUUGUUCUCUCUCUCUUACUACUAACUUUGAAACUUAGCUUACUGUCUUAGAGUUCCUUCAACCUAGUCCUCCUAACUUAUUUUAAUCUAAUCUUUUCCUCCUAACCUUUAAAACAUUUUCCACUGAUUUAUUCACAACAUCCCUUUACCACCAAAUUUUAGAAUAUGUGAUUGGGAAAGUUCCCACCUGCUUCUGACUUCUUCACACAGACUUGGCAAACGUCUAAACACCUUUUAGCCUAGCCUGAAAUCCCUUGGUGUAAGAAUGUAACCCAGACUCUUUAAAAUCCUCUACCAGACAGCCGUUUAGUGCACAUCCUAUUGUACAGUUCAAUUUAAGCAAUGCAUCUUUUCCCAACACUGCAAUAACAGUAUCUUCUAAUAUUAGUAUCUUAAGAGUAAUUAACUGUUUUACUACCUCAAAUCCCUAUCCUAAUUAGUUAAUUUUACAUAGUGAUAUGUUUAACCUCUUUAGGCUGAACACAGAUAAGUUUUUACACUAUUCACCAUCACUUCUCAUAGUCCUCUGGUUUUACUUCAAUUGUUAGCUAUUUUGUCUUCUUCUCUAAUCGUUGCUAUCAGCUGGCACCCCCCUUCCGGAUCUUCUAGGCACUCUAGAAUCUUUAGGGUUCACCUGGAGAACAGGUGAUCUUGAAUUGCCCCUGUAUCUUCCUUAAAAAUGUUCUCUGUUCUUCCUCCUGACUUGUUGCACUCAUAGGUAAAGUACCCAACCUGUCCAUAAUUAUAACAGUCUUCUGAAAGUUGCUGGAAGUGUAGCUGAAAUCUUCCUCCUCCUUCUAAGUAUUCUCGUCCUCUUCCUCUCCAAUUCUGUGUCUGUCCAGAAACUGGCUGUGGAUAUGAAACAUUUGGUACCCACCUUGGCUGGUACAAUUGCAUUUGAUAUUGUUCAGUUGAAGCUGUAACAGUGAUUGUUGAUUUGGUUCACUCUGAUUCUUCAUAACCAAAGCUUCUCUUCUCCACCAGUUGUAUGAUUGAGUUUUCUGAGAGUUUCUUCGUCCUGUUCUUUCUUCUUCUCCAAUUCUUGGGAUCCUUUUCUCAGCAAUUUCUCCUCUUCUGUAUCUUCAGCUGUGUUACUUCUUCUAAACUAUUUGCUUUAUCCAGGCAUGAUAAACAUAGGUCUAUAUAUCUAUUUCUUCUUUGCUAGUCAUUGUAGGAUAAAAUCCUCUUGAACAUAAAGCACCUUUAAUCUCCAAAUCUUCAUCUUUGCUUUCAUCAGAGAUCAAAUCUCGUGUAUCCUUCUUCUUUCCUCUCUUGCCAACUUCCUUCUGAUCACAGAGUCAUAUCCACCCAUGAUCUCUUCUCAAUCACUCUCAUCUUCAUCAUCCUCGUCUUCUUUAACCUCACUCUUCUCUUCCAGACAUCUCAUUUUCUUCCUUCUGGAGUUUUGGAUUUCACUUUUAUCGUCGUUUCUGCUUGUCCUCUAUCUAUUAUUCAUCUUCAUCUCUGAUGCAACAAUCACCCUCCUAGAUGAUCACCGGAAGCUGAGGAUAAACAUCCCUAAGCUGUACUUCCCUUAGCCUUAUCUCUAUAGCUUUGUUUAUCUUAUCGCUGGAAUCUUUUAUCAGUUUUUGUUUGAGAAUGAAGGGCAACUUUUGUUUCACUUGCCGGAUAACCUAGCAAUACUUUAGUUAAAGGAUUACCAUUUUAUACCAUAUCAAUCGGUGUACUGACUUUUAUAGCCUUGAUGUCGUUUUCCCCCAUUGUAACAACCCUUUUAUAUUCCUUUAUCGUGAAUUAUUUUAUUUUAGACUGUAUAGCCUAUGGCUUCCCCCCUCUAAUUAUUAAUAUAAACAUAACAACUCCAAAAAAAAAAAAAAAUAAUAAUAAUAAUAAUUAAAAAUCAAAUCAACUAAAAUAUGAAUAUGAAAAAAUUCAAUUAAAUGUUUUAUUCAAAAACCAUUUCUAAUUAAAAUAAAAAUCAAUCAAAAAUUAUGAAUAAUUUAAAACCCAUUUUUAUAUCUAUAUCCUAACUUACCCAUUUAUCAAUUUAAUGGCUAUCUUACCACAAUCCAUCAGGAAAGUAAAUGUAACCAUAAACUCCAUUGUUUAAUAUGCACCCAAGUAUCUUAAAUUUACAGAAUAAUGUCAGUCCUUGAUUCCCAACACAACUCCAAUCAAACCCCAGUGAUGCACAGAGCCUCCAAAAUGCAAUUUUUAUUCAAAUGAGUAUUUGCCAAGCCUAUGUGAAAUUGUCAUAAAAUAUUUUGUAAGGGAUGAUUUUGUGAACUAGCCUGAUAUCUGAUCCGAUCGUCUGCCGCGUCACGUGAUGUCACGUCAGCACUUCCUGUAUCUCCUCUCUCCUGUCGUAUCGUCAUAUUGCUCCUCUCAUGACAGAAGGACAGAAACACAGAAUAACAUUUUAGUAGUUAAUGCAAUCACUGAGUAUUUCCAACCAUUCAAUAUUCGUUCGUUCUACAUUCGCUCUAAGAAUUAACUCAGGAAUAAUUAUCGAUCGCUCAAAAACAUUUUAUUUAAUUUUAAUCCGUCAUUUAAUUUAAUUCAUUAUACUUCGCCAACAUAUAUUUAAUUUAUAAAUUCAAUCGGUCACAAAACAAGUUUCAUCUUUACCCAGCAGCCGUUUAAACUAGAAUACUCGUGUUAAAAUCUCUCCUCUUUGUCUGUGUCCAUUUCUCUGUCUCCCCCUGCAGCCCCCAGAUGGGACCUAUGACCUUUACCCAUAAUGCAGUGUUUUGUAGGCUUAGCACAACCGCAUGUCGUAGUUUUAGCGCCGUAAAAUCAUGCACAUGCGCACAUCCAUUUAACCCCAUGCUUUUUCACCAUGGAACGAUAGCAUUACGCUACAGCUUCACUAUUUUUUACCUUAUACUCACACAAUUACACAUAACAGAGCUCACAAAACAUAUCACCUGACUUACACACAGAGACAAGUUUAAGAGACUUUAAUCCAUCGCAAUGGGGUCUCUAAGGAUAUCCGUUAGCAUGUAGCACGCAACACAAUUAGCAUUUAGCAUUAGCCUUAGCAGCUAUGUAGAAUGUAGCAUAAUUAGCCUAUGGCUUUAGCUAACUGCGGCCUACUACACAAACACAUAUCCUGCACUGUCCUAUUAAUUUUGAACCUAUUUCUCCUACCAGUUUUUUGCUACCGUGGAUUAAUGACCAUUACACCGAGAAAUUAGACCCAAUCAAACAUCCCGUCGGACGCAAGUCAAACCAUAAUCACAAUCAGAUAAAUCCCAUUAAUCCGAGCUUUCCCUUUAAAAAACUCACCGUCUGCCCAUUCUAUCGUGCAAACGGAUUUGCCGGCCCAACAUCUAAAAUGGCCCCCCCUGGGGGUCUUAAGCGGUACAGUGCCCUAAAGAAUGCGCAUAUCUGUCUUAAUUGUACACUUUCAAUACUUAAUUCCUACCGUUUAAUGCUCUAAAAACUUCCAAUUAUCUGCCGUUUCCAAUGGAAUAACAUUUUAGCAGACUCUAGUCAUCAGCAAUAACGCCACCCGAGGCAAGGUCGUAAUGGUACAUCUCUCCAGUGUACACAAGUCGUAUCCAAUCUAACAAACUCCAAAGCGGUAAGAAAAACUCACCCUGGCCUUGUCUGGCCAUGCUUCAAAGCGAGUUAACCUGGCGGUUGACUGAAACAAAGAAGAGGCGCAGAACAGCCCCACGUUGGGCGCCAUUAUGUCGUAUCGGAUGAGUGGUGGCCAGUUAUUGCUGUCAACAAAGAGUCCGUUCAAGCUGCACCGUGUUAGAGGCUUUUAUUAAAAUCACGAGGUUACAGCAUAAGUACAGACCCGCGGUGUCCGGAGAACGGCACCUCAGAUUGCCAUGGCCGUUCUGACUUUCUUCUUCGUUUAACCCCCCUAUUUAUAAACAAUGAUGCUCCCUCUUCUGGCCAAUCCCCAGUCUCCCCUGUCUACAACACACUUCCGGUCUGUUGUAUGUGGCGUUACACCUAAAACAUUCCCUCUUGAUACUAACAUAAACAACAUUCCAUUUCUUCAUGAAACAGUCAUAAUGUUAAUACACCACAGUGUUUUACUCUGUCUCUGUAAAACCUGUUUCUGUCUCUGGUUGUUUCUCUGUCCUGCAGCUGUCUCACUGGCUCUGGCCUUGAAUGGAGUCUUCACAAACACUAUCAAGUUGAUAGUUGGCAGGUAAAUACAUAAUUGCAAUACAUCAACUAGACUCAAACUCUGUUUGGGGAAGGUUGAAUUAUAUAUCAAAGAGUAUCUUAUCUAAAUUGGCAUUCCCCAUUCAGUUAUGCAGUGUGGCAUUUAAAUAAUUAACAAAAUGCCUUUGACAUGUACCUUAAGUUAACUUUAGGUGGCAUAAGCAAUAAUGAAACCCUUUUAAGAGAGCGAUUGAUUGAAAUUUCUUCUUCCCCUUCUCUGCAGACCCAGGCCAGACUACUUCCAGCGCUGUUUCCCAGAUGGAAAGCUGAAUGUUAAGAUGCUGUGCACCGGAGAACCAGACCUGGUGUCAGAGGGACGCAAGAGUUUCCCCAGCAGCCACUCCUCUUGUGAGUAUCAGUCAGUCAGCAGCCACAACACUGUUGAUCAUUAUGUUUUAGUGAUCAGUUUGAGCCAGGCAAGGUUGUCACGAUCGUCUACCAAUGAGGAGGACCAAGGCGCAGCGUUGCAGGCAAACAUACUCAUUUAUUUAGCGAAACGUGAAUCAAAACAACAAAAGACGGAAACGUGACAGUACUCGGUAACACACAACCAACUCGAAACAAAAUCCCACAAACACGAAAGAAAAGCCGACUGUUUAAAUAUGGCUCCCAAUCAGAGACAACCAGCUGACAGCUGACACUCGUUGCCUCUGAUUGGGAGUCACUCAGGCCAACAUAGAAAUAAUCAAACUAGACCCACAACACAAAACAUAGAAACUAACACCCUGGCUCAACAUAGGAGAGUCCCCCGAGCCAGGGCGUGACAGUACCCCCCCCCCUAAAGGCGCGGACUCCGACCGCGCCAACCACACACAACAGGGGAGGGACCGGGUGGGCACUCCGCCUAGGCGGCGGAUCCGGCUCCGGGCAUGAUCCCCACUCGCUCUCUAACCCCCCAAAGUACCCCUGGUCCGGUCUGGCCCUGCUGCCCGGAGCUGGACUGCACACUGGUGGAGCGGAUUGCUCUAGCUCCGGCGUAACGCAUCUGACCGGCGCCGGACCAGGCACCAGUGGAACAGGCACGUGCCGUGCCGGACCGACGACGCACACCCCUGGCUUGGUGUGGGGAACAGGCACGGGCCGUGCUGGACUGACGACGCACACCACUGGCUUGGUGUGGGGAGCAGGAGCGGGCCGGACAGGGCUGACGAAACGCACCACAGACUUGGUGCGGGGAGCAGGAAUGGGCCGGACUGGGCUGGCGACACGCACCACAGACUUGGUGCGGGGAGCAGGAACGGGCCGGACAGGGCUGACGAAACGCACCAUAGACUUGGUGCGGAGAGCAGGAACGGGCCGGACUGGGCUGGCGACGCGCACCACAGACUUGGUGCGGGGAGCAGGAACGGGCCGGACAGGGCUGACGAAACGCACCACAGACUUAGUGCGGAGAGCAGGAACGGGCCGGACAGGGCUGACGAAACGCACCACAGACUUGGUGCGGGGAGCAGGAACGGGCCGGACAGGGCUGACGAAACGCACCACAGACUUGGUGCGGGGAGCAGGAACAGGCCGGACCGUACUGGGGACACACACCACUGGUCCUACGCCGGGAUCUGGAAUGGGCCGGACCGGACUGGUAACACACCCCAGUACCUCUCGCCGUGCCUCUACACCUUCCACCCCCUCUUCGGCCAGUGGCCCCCGUAACCUGGCGGCCUCCUCUGCCAACCCGCUGGACCGCUCUACCGCGGCCUCCUGCUGCCCCGACGUCGUGAGACCCCCCUAAAAAUUUUCUGGGGUUCUCUCCUUCCCGUAGGCCAGGCCUCUAUAGUUCUCGCCCAACUCUCGUUAUUCAGCUCCUCAAUUGGCUUGACCCAGUCGAAACUCUUCCUCCAUUGUUCCCAAGUCCACUCACUCCGCUCUUCAAUCGGCUUAACCCAGUCGAGGCUGCCACGGAGAUCUGCUAGGGAUCUCCCUGGCGAUGGCUCCUCGACUCGCUGCUUGGUCCAGUUGUGGUGGAAUUUUCUGUCACGAUCGUCUACCAAUGAGGAGGACCAAGGCGCAGCGUUGCAGGCAAACAUACUCAUUUAUUUAGCGAAACGUGAAUCAAAACAACAAAAGACGGAAACGUGACAGUACUCGGUAACACACAACCAACUCGAAACAAAAUCCCACAAACACGAAAGAAAAGCCGACUGUUUAAAUAUGGCUCCCAAUCAGAGACAACCAGCUGACAGCUGACACUCGUUGCCUCUGAUUGGGAGUCACUCAGGCCAACAUAGAAAUAAUCAAACUAGACCCACAACACAAAACAUAGAAACUAACACCCUGGCUCAACAUAAGAGAGUCCCCCGAGCCAGGGCGUGACAGUGGUACAGAAUCCCUAAUCUUUAUCCCAGCAAACCAAAAUUGGUUCUGUGAAAGUUCCCAGAACAGCUGUUAAGUGGCGGCAAAUGUUCUCAUAACACAAAAACUGUCCAGUUGUGCUGAUGAUUAUACAAUCGUUGUAUAAAUAUUUGCCUGACGUUGCAAGAACAUUCCUAGAACACAUUACGUCUGUUCUUUAAAGGUUCUCCGAAUGUUUCAUUGGGUUGUGGGAACAAUCUGGUGGGAACAUUGUGGGGAUAUCACAAAAGAUAUGUUCCCAAAACACCAAAACUGUCCAGUUGUGCGGAUGACUAUAAAAUGUUAUUUUAGUGUGCAAAAAAACAUUCACCUGAUGUUACAAGAACGUUAGCAGAACACAUUUCUUUAGAUUGUGUGAACAUUGUGGGGAUAUUACAAGAGAUUGUAUCCUGUUACAAUGGUGCCAACAUGUUGUGGCUGAUCUUUCAGCGGGGGAGUGGGUGAAUGUGUCAAAGACCUGACUGGGCCCAGCACUGCGUAGUAUGGCUAGUUUUCUGUUGUGUUGGUGUUUGUGUACUUAGGAACAUGUAACUUGGUUCCAGAAGAAAGCCACUUUCAAUUUAUUUAGGAUGGGGGCUUUCAUCAAGGUAAGUGUGUCUUGGUGUAACAUUGUCCCCAGGCUAUUGCACACACAGCACAUAUAAGCCUGGGAUAUUAACCAUUCAAAUUUGGCCUUAGUGGGAGUAACCAUAGAAUUCUAUAUGCUUGGCCUUACUAAGUAGCACAGUCAAAAAGUCAUAAUUAUGGCUAAACCCUGCCCAUUUCCACAAUUGAUCUUAUUAAACAUGUAUUUUAAACCUAACCCUAACUAAUGAAGGCCAAGUUUGCUGUGUUUGUCCACCAGACCUUCCAUGCAUUUGGUUGGAAGUUUCUGGGAACAAGAUUAGGUGUAUUUUGACUAACAUGACAUCACUUUAGUGCGUAUGCCAUCCUUCAGCACAACAUGUCACCCUUUAUAAAGCACAUGUUUAUUUCAUAUUCGACAUAGUGGAUUAUGUCACAUUUGACAUGGGUGAUUAUGUCACACAGUUAUGCCACAUUUAUGAACCCUUUAUAAAGCAUGACAUACGGUUAUAGAUUAUUUGUAACACAUUUAUAUAGUGCUUAUGAAGGCAUUAUGAAGACUUUAUAAAGCCUUUAUAAGCUGAACGUAAUUUAAAGUGGGACCCUUCACAAUAAGAUUCCAUUUGUAAAGGGUUUAUAAAUGGGUUAUAAUUACGUUAUUAACGAUUAUUUAAUAAUCUAACCAUUAAUAAACGGUUAUAUAUCGCAUUGGUCAAAAUAGUGCAAUAACUGGUCAGUGUUUGCCAAAUAGUGAGCCAAUAUUUAACUCCAGUUAUUAACCAUUUAUUAAUGCACUUAUAAAUGCUUAUAAGAUUAAACCUUAUUUAUCAUCAUGCAACCUUAUUUUCAAUAGUUGCACUGUUGAACAAUGGUUGUUUUCUCACUUUUGGGUGUGAUGCAUUGUGGCUUUCCCAGGAACAGAAGAGGUUGGUUUUCAUGAUGUGUCUGGACCCACCUUUGAAACCCUGAUGCCCUGACCAAAUUUACAUCCAGGAAAUGAUUCAAUCAUAAUUCCUAACAUAUUACCUCUUUACCAGAUUAUAUCAACACACUUACCAGUUCUCUGUGAUAUUCCAAAUAUGGUGCACGCUCUGGUGGGAAAUGGUAGCCGUAAUAUCUUUGGUUGGUGAAACAGUGGAGGAGGUAUCCUCUCACAACGUCUUCAUACCCACCCUUCAUUGACUGAACAUGUUUAACAAAGUGUUACAUCUUCUCUCAUGUAUGUAGUGAUGAGUACCCAAUACUGCCUAUAAGUAUGUCUAAGCUCUGAGUGAACUCAAAAAUCAUCUAUAAAUGAUUUACCCACAUGUGGAGCUGCUAAAAUUAUACCUUAUUUUAAAGUGACGGAUCUAUAAACAUGUAUAACUGAGUUAUCAACAUUUAUAACUGCUAAAAUUAUACCUUAUUUUAAAGUGGCAAUCCACUGACCAUUAACAAAUGAGUCACCAAUAUUAAAACAGCUGAAAAUAUACCUUUAGAGAAAAGUUGAAUAUUUACAUUUUAGCAGACACUCUUAUCCUGGGGUGGCAGGUAGCUUAGUGGUUAAGGGCGUUGUACCAGUAACCGAAAGGUCGCUGGUUCUAAUCCCCGAGCCGACUAGGUGAAAAAUCUGUCUAUGUGCCCUUGAGCAAGGCACUUAACCCUAAUUGCUCCUGUAAGUCGCUCUGGAUAAGAGCGUCUGCUAAAUUACCCAUUCAUUCAUUUAUAUCCAGAGCGACUUACAGGAGCAAUCAGGGUUACGUGCCUUUCUCAAGGGCACAUCGACAGAUUUUUCACCUAGUCGGCUCAGGGAUUAGAACCAGCAACCUUUCGGUUACUGGCACAACGCUCUUAACCAUUAAGCUACCUGCGCCUAUUCUCUUCAUCAUGCCAUGCACGCUGCAUUUUGGCCACUCACUGGCUGCCUUCUGCAACUAGCUACAGUUGAAGUCUGAAGUUUACAUACACUUAGGAUGCAGUCAUUAAAACACGUUUUUCAACCACUCCACAAAUUACUUGUUAACAAAUUAUAGUUUUGGCAAGUCGGUUAGGAAAUCUACUUUGUGCAUGACACAAGUAAUAUUUCCAACUAUUGUUUACAGACAUAUUAUUUCACUUAUAAUUCACUGUAUCACAAUUCCAGUGGGUCAGAAGUUUACAUACACUAAGUUGACUGUGCCUUUAAACAGCUUGGAAAAUUCCAGAAAAUGAUGUCAUGGCUUUAGAAGCUUCUGAUAGGCUAAUUGACAUAAUUUGAGUCAAUUGGAGGUGUACCUGUGGAUGUAUUUCAAGGCCUACCUUCAAACUCAGUGCCUCUUUGCUUGACAUCAUGGGAAAAUCAAAAUAAAUCUUCCAAGACCUCGGAAAACAAAUUGUAGACCUCCACAAGUCUGGUUCAUCCUUGGGAGCAAUUUCCAAAUGCCUGAAGGUACCACGUUUAUCUGUACAAACAAUAGUACGCAAUUAUAAACACCAUGGGACCACACAGCCGUCAUACCGCUCAGGAAGGAGACGCGUUCUGUCUCCUAGAGAUAAACGUACUUUGGUGCGAAAAGUGCAUAUCAAUCCCAGAACAACAGCAAAGGACUUUGUUAAGAUGCUGGAGGAAACAGGUUCAAAAGUAUCUAUAUUCACAUUAAAACGAGUCCUAUAUCGGCAUAACCUGAAAGGCCGCUCAGCAAGGAAGAAGCCACUGCUCCAAAACAGCCAUAAAAAAGCCAGACUACGGUUUGCAACUGCACAUGGGGACAAAGAUCGUACUUUUUGGAGAAAUGUCCUCUGGUCUGAUGAAACAAAAAUAGAACUGUUUGGCCAUAAUGACCAUCGUUAUGUUUGGAGGAAAAAGAGGGUUGCUUGCAAGCCGAAGAACACCAUCCCAACCGUGAAGCACGGGGGUGGCAGCAUCAUAUAAUAAUAAUAAUAUGCCAUUUAGCAGACGCUUUUAUCCAAAGCGACUUACAGUCAUGCGUGCAUAAAUUUUUUUGUGUAUUCAUGCAGUGGGGGUGCUUUGCUGCAGGAGGGACUGGUGCACUUCACAAAAUAGAUGGCAUCAUGAGGAAGGAAAAUUAUGUGGAUAUAUUGAAGCAACAUCUCAAGACAUCAGUCAGGAAGUUAAAGCUUGGUCGCAAAUGGGUCUUCCAAAUGGACAAUGACCUCCAGCAUACUUCCAAAGUUGCGGCAAAAUGGCUUAAGGACAACAAAGUCAAGGUAUUGGAGUGGCCAUCACAAAGCCCUGACCUUAAUCCUAUAGAAAAUAUGUGGGCAGAACUGAAAAAGCAUGUGCGAGCAAGGAGGCCUGCUUGGGCCAAAAUUCAGCCAAUUUAUUGUGGGAAGCAUGUGGAAGGCUACCCGAAACGUUUGACCCAAGUUAAACAAUUUAAAGGCAAUGCUACCAAAUACUAAUUGAGUGUAUGUAAACUUCUGACCCACUGGGAAUGUGAUGAAUGAAGUAAAAGCUGAAAUAAAUCAUUCUCUCUACUAUUAUUCUGACAUUUCACAUUCUUAAAAUAAAGUGGUGAUCCUAACUGACCUAAAACAGGACAUUUUUACUAGGAUUAAAUGUCAGGAAUUGUGAAAAACUGAGUUUAAAUGUAUUUGGCUAAGGUGUAUGUAAACUUCUGACUUCAACUGUAGGUGUUCCUUUUGUCCAGGUGGGAAAGGGCAGUGUGGAGUGCAAUUUAGAUUGCAUCAUCUGUGGAAGCUUGUGGAAGGCUACCCGAAACAUUUGACCCAAGUUAAACAAUUUAAAGGCAAUGCUACCAAAUACUAAUUGAGUGUAUGUAAACUUCUGACACACUGGGAAUGUGAUGAAUGAAAUAAAAGCUGAAAUAAAUCAUUCUCUCUACUAUUAUUCUGACAUUUCACAUUCUUAAAAUAAAGUGGUGAUCCUAACUGACCUAAAACAGGACAUUUUUACUAUGAUUAAAUGUCCGGAAUUGUGAAAAACUGAGUUUAAAUGUAUUUGGCUAAGGUGUAUGUAAACUUCUGACUUCAACUGUAGGUGUUCCUUUUGUCCAGGUGGGAAAGGACAGUGUGGAGUGCAAUUUAGAUUGCAUCAUCUGUGGAAGCUUGUGGAAGGCUACCCGAAACGUUUGACCCAAGUUAAACAAUUUAAAGGCAAUGAUUGGGGUGAUCAGUCCUUGUGUCACGUCUCCUCCCGUUGCUCCCCUCCGGCGCGCUGAUUCGCCGGUCUAUUGAGCCAACGGUCUGAGCGCACCACCUCGGCAACACCGGAAUGGAAACCCAAUGCACCCUGAUCACCUCCAGCGCACCUGCACCUCAUCUCAUCACCACCCCUAUAUAGCCCUGGAAUGUUCAGUGUUGUGUUGUGUGUGAUUGUUAGUGUCUGGUCGUGUACUCUCUUUUUGUUGUUCUCUUGCUCAGUGUUAAGUAAACCUUUACAUUGUUGAUUCCUGCGUCUGCGUCCUGCCUCUUCGUAUCCUCAAUACUCGUCACACCUUGGUUCCAAAUAUUGGGGAAAAUGCCAGAGCUAAGGAUGGUGUUAAAGAGUUUAGUAUAGCAAAUUGGAAUUUGUGGUCUGUAUAUUUUAUCAUUUCAUUUAGCAUACCAUCAACACCACAGGCCUUUUUGGGUUAGAGGGUUUGUAUUAUGUCCUGUAUUUCAUUCAAUGUAAUUGGAGAAUCCAGUGGGUUCUGGUAGUCUUUAAUAGUUCAUUCUAAGAUUUGUAUUUGAUCAUGUAUAUGUUUUUGCUGUUUGUUCUUUGUUUGUUCCUUACUCUCCCCAUCUCCCUCUCCCUCUCUCCCCCCAUCCCUCAGUUGCGUUCUCUGGCUUGGGCUUCACCUCCUUCUACCUGGCUGGGAAGCUGCAUUGCUUCACGGACCAGGGCCGCGGGCGCAGCUGGCGUCUGUGUGCCAUGUUGCUGCCCCUCUACAGUGCUGUGAUGAUCGCCCUGUCCCGCACCUGCGACUACAAACACCACUGGCAAGGUCCGUCACGGUCUCUGUCACAGUCACGCCACAUCCAAAUUAAUCAUCAGAUUUGACAUUUAGGUCCAGGAGUUUUCUGACCAUGUGACUUACAGGCUGUUAAAUUCAGUCAACUGUAUUAUCCAACAUGGGGGAAUUAAUUUUGAAACAUUGCUUUAACUAUCCCCAAAUUCCCUGGUUUUCAACUAAUCCUAGUUGAAGGAUUCCCGGAUCGUAAUUCCAGGAAUCUUCCAAAUAGGAUUUCUGGAAAACUGGGGAAUUGCAACCCUAUCAUCACGAUGUACACAAAAGACAUAAAAAACCAAAAUCACCAUGAAUAUACUUAAAAUUGUAGGCCUACAUAAGAUUACUAUAAUACACAUAAACUCGGUAUCUAAGGCCCACAGUUUUUCCUGGUAUAUUUACAUUUACAUAAUUUAUAUCUAUGCCAGCACUCAAGGCCCCAGUUCUGGCAGGAUACAUACAGACUGACUGUUCGUUUCAUCUGUCAGCCUGUGUAGGUUUAGUUAGGAGCCAAAACCAUCUUUAUCACAUUAUGACCACAUGAAAAAAUACUACAGUUUACUAUAGUAAACUGUAAUAUACAAUAGAAUACUAUACUUCACACGGUAGAAUCUAUCGAUCAUGUGUAUAACUUAUUAUAGAAUGUUGUAGUAUACUGUAGAAUACUAUAGUAAAUACUACAUUAUUAUCUUCAAAAAAGCACUGUAGUAAAUGCUACAGUAAUGUCCGCAAAAACACUACAGUCCGCAAAAACACUACACUUUUUAAACUAUAGUAACUACUACGUUAUUUCAUUUGCAUAUACCCUGCCCAUUCCCCUCCCCAUUUCGCUGUCACGCUCGUUGAAGGACGGGUCAGACCAAGGCGCAGCGUGAAAUGCAUACAUGUUUAUUAUAAAGAUAAACACACGAACAAAAACGACAAAACAACGUAACUUGAAGUCCUCAGGCUAAACACAAAUACAAGCCUCUACAUGGAACAAGAUCCCACAACUAAUGAUUGCCAAUAGGCUGCCUAAGUAUGAUCCCCAAUCAGAGACAACGAGCGACAGCUGUCUCUGAUUGGGAAUCACACCCGGCCAAACAUAGAACUACAACACCUAGAACGUAAACAUAGAAAAUACAACAUAGAACUCCACACCCUGACUCAACAUACAAGAGUCCCAUGAGUCAGGGCGUGACAAUCGCAAUUUGUGCCACCCAUAAGUUAGAAACCUACAUGCCAAGUAUAGACCAUAUACAGUAUUGUGUUUCCUACAUGUUAUCGAAAAAGAGCUGAAGCGCUGAACUAUCUGUUCAGACCCCAGUCCUACCUACAGGUUAUGGUAAAUUUGCUCUUUUAGUAUUUAUCCAGUUGGUUUCUUGAAGGAGAAAGCCUCCACUUCUAUGUCAAAGAUAAUACAUUUAAAAAACUACAGUAAAUACAACAGUAUACUACAGUCUGCAAAAACACUACAGUAAAUACUAAAGUAAAAACACCACAUUAAUUACUAUAGUAUAUACUACAGUUUCCAUUUACUACAGUAUUUAUACUAUAGUUACUGUAAAUAGUACAGUAAACUACAGUAUAUUACAGUGAAUACUACAAUAAAGUAUGCAAAAACUCUACAAUUAAUACUAUAGUAUUCAUACCAUAGUAUACUAAAGUAUUUUUUCAUGUGGGUGGUUUAUCAAAUAUGGUGCUGUCUGGUUAACAUUACUCUGCUAAGCCACUUGAUGUAACAAGAAGUGUGUCCUCACCACAGAGACUCACAACACUGAUGUCAAUAUAUGAACCACAGUCAUUAAGUAAUCAACCAGGGGAUAGGAACAAAAAGCUAACCAGGGUGUAGCAGUGUAACUCAUGAAGUGGAUAAGAGGUAGACCUGUCUCUCUCUCUUUCAGGAAACCUGUCUCUCUCUCUUUCACACACACACAUGCAAAUACACACAAACACACAAACACACGCACACAACAAACACACACACACACACACACACAGGGGUAAUUGGAGGUUUCUAUGAGAAAGAGGGUGAUACGUGUGUGAAUCUCAAAGCACUGGCGAUGACAAUGAGGUAACACAUUUUCUAUGGUGUCUUAACUGCCGUCUGUUCCUCAAUCCCCACCAACAUGGACAGUAACGUCCAGAGAGAGAGAGGGAUAGAGAGACAGAAAGCAAGCACACAGCAUUGAGUGAUUUCCUGAGGGAGAGUGAGAGAGAGAACCAGAGAGACGAGAAAGAGAGAGAGCUGUGAUGUCCAGUGAUAAAGUGACAGCAGAAAUGAGGCAUUAGGCAACAUUGCUGUCAGACACCACUAAUUACUUUUAGAGGGAUCCCACAUGAAAAAAUACUAGUUUACUAUAGAAUACUACAGUACACUGUCACGAUCGUCGUUACAGGAAGCGGACCAAGGCGCAGCGUGUGAUACAAACAUGACUUUAUUUUAAUUAAAGUAACGAACAAAACAAAACACGACUCGUGAAGUCCAACGGUUUAAACAUACCGAAACGGAACAAAAACCCACAACACCCAAAGGAAAACAUACAGAUUAAAUAUGGCUCCCAAUCAGAGACAACCAGCCGACAGCUGACACUCGUUGCCUCUGAUUGGGAGUCAUGCAGGCAAACAUAGAAACAGAACAACUAGAAUACCCAACAUAGAAAACGAACACAUAGAAUGCACACACCCUGGCUCAACAUAUAGAGUCCCCGAGCCAGGGUGUGACAGUACCCCCCCUAAAGGCGCGGACUGCGACCGCGUCUAAACACCCCAAACAGGGGAGGGCUGGGUGGGCAUUCCUCCUCAGAGGCGGCUCCGGCCUUGACCACCACCCCUCCAUAAUACCCCCGUAGCGCCCCUGGUCCGGUCUGACCCCGCUGGCUGGAUCUGGACUGGUCAUUGACGGAGCGGAUUGCUUACGCUCCGUUGUGGAGCAGCUGACCGGUCUUACCAGGCUGACGACUCGCACCCCGGGCUUGGUGCGAGUAGCAGGAACGGGCUGAACCAGGCUGACGACUCGCACCCCUGGCUUGGUGCGAGUAGCAGGAACGGGCUGAACCAGGCUGACGACUCGCACCCCUGGCUUGGUGCGAGUAGCAGGAACGGGCUGGACCAGGCUGACGACUCGCACCCCGGGCUUGGUGCGAGUAGCAGGAACGGGCUGAACCAAGCUGACGACUCGCACCCCUGGCUUGGUGCGAGUGGCAGGAACAGGCUGGACCAGGCUGGCGACUCGCACCCCUGGCUUGGUGCGAGUGGCAGGAACAGACCGGGCCGGGCUGGCGACGCACACCGUAGGUUUGGUGCGUGGAGCAGGAACAGGCCGGGCUGGGCUGGCGACGCACCCCGUAGGCUUGGUGCGUGGAGCAGGAACAGGCCGGGCUGGGCUGGCGACGCACACCGUAGGCUUGGUGCGAGGAGCAGGAACAGGCCGGGCAGGGCUGGCGACGCACCCCGUAGGCUUGGUGCGUGGAGCAGGAACAGACCGGGCUGGGCUGGCGACGCACACCGUAGGCUUAGUGCGAGGAGCAGGAACAGGCCGGGCAGGGCUGGCGACGCACACCGUAGGCUUAGUGCGUGGAGCAGGGACAGGCCGGGCUUGGCUGUGGAGACGGAUAGGAGACCUGGAGUGACGAGCGGCCACCACCCGUCCUGGCUGAAUGCCUACCCUCACACGCACUGUGUGUGGCAUCCGCACAGGACGUACAGGGCUGUGUACCCGUACUGGCAUAACAGCACGUGACACUGGAGCAGGAAAUACGGGACCGCGGAGAGGCAUUGGAGACCACGAGCGUUGAGCCGGCACACUCCGUCCUGGCUGCAUACCCACCUUCGCACGACACGUGCGGGGUGCUCGCACAGAACGUACAGGACUAUGCCGGACCACUCGUGGCACAGUACGCCGCUCCGCAUACCGCGGAACCUGCCCCGUCCCAUGCUGCCAUGCCUGAGCACAGGAAGUUGGUUCCGCUCUCCAUCCAGGCUCCGCGAACCUGCCUUCUGGCCCCCCAAACCCGGUGGCCUCCUCUCCAAAUCGCCCUGUGGCAGCCUCCUGCUGCCCAGCCGCCCAUGCCGUGUGCCCCCCCCUAAAAAAUUAUUGGGGGUGCCUCUCGUCCGUCCGACGAUGGCACUGCUGGCGCCGCUGCUCCUCUCUCGCCAGGGCCUUGAUCCUACCCCAAGGUCCCUUGCCCCCGAGCAUGUCCUCCCAGGACCACACUUUGCCCACCUGGGCCAUCGCCAGCCUCUCCAUCUCCUUUCCUGGCGCUUCCUCCCAUGUCCAGUCUGCCUGCUCCUGGACACGCUGCUUGGUCCUUUUACGGUGGGUUUUUCUGUCACGAUCGUCGUUACAGGAAGCGGACCAAGGCGCAGCGUGUGAUACAAACAUGACUUUAUUUUAAUUAAAGUAACGAACAAAACAAAACACGACUCGUGAAGUCCAACGGUUUAAACAUACCGAAACGGAACAAAAACCCACAACACCCAAAGGAAAAAAUACAGAUUAAAUAUGGCUCCCAAUCAGAGACAACCAGCCGACAGCUGACACUCGUUGCCUCUGAUUGGGAGUCAUACAGGCAAACAUAGAAACAGAACAACUAGAAUACCCAACAUAGAAAACGAACACAUAGAAUGCACACACCCUGGCUCAACAUAUAGAGUCCCCGAGCCAGGGUGUGACAUACACACUGUAGAAUUAUGUAGUAAACUGUAGUAUAACGUAAAAUACUAUACUAUACACUGUAGUAUCUAUCGAUCAUGUGAAGUACUUAGUAUAGAAUGUUGUAUAAUAUUAUAGUAAAUGCUACAGUAUUAUCCACAAAAAAACACUAUAGUAUAUACUACAUUAAUGUCCGCAAAAACACUACAGUCUGCAAAACCACAAAGAAAUAUGUAUUAUAGUAAAUACUACAGUAUUUAAUUUGCAUAUGCCCUUUCCCCUCCACCAUAUCCCAAUUUGUGCCACGCAUAAGUGAGAAACCUACAUCCCAAGUAUAGAUCAUACUGUAUAUUGCCUUCCUUACAGGUUAUAGAAAAGAGCAGAAGUGCUGAACUAUUUGUUCAGUCCUACCUAAUGUGGCCUUUUAGUAUUUCUUCAGUAGGUUUUCUCAAGGAGAAAGCCUCCACUUCUAUGUCAAAGAUAGUAAAUACUGCAGUAUACUACAGUCUGCAAAAAAACUAUAGUAAAUACUACAGUAUAUUAGUCCAAAAUCAGCCUGGGAGCUCCUAAUAGCCUGCUCUGUGAACCAUGCUGGGUGGAUAACACCACACACUCUUCCCCAUUAAGGGAUGAUUUAGCCCCUGGGUCCUUGGUAUAUGUCUGGGGUUCAGCUCAAUCACUGGAGAAGGCACCCGUACUGAAGCAUCAACACCAUCAACCUUUAGAUGACUCUAUACAUAUCAUGAUACAUUUCAAAUCACCAGCUCAAGGACAGAGCCUCCACAUCAUUAGUUUGGAAUGUAUCCCUACUUUUAGAAUAGUCAUCCAUCUCGACUGCAUAGUUAAAAUGUGCAGCUUGUGUGAGGUCAUCAACAGGAGAAACUACUGUCUCUGUUCCAAUAUGCACUAGCAUACACUAGUUGAAGCAAUUCAUUGGACAUGUCUUCUAAGUGGGAUGCUACAAUGGACAUUGGAAUGUGGCCAGUCUAUUUUCAAGCACAAUUUAUGGUGCAGGUGUUAACUUAAUUUCUCCAGCUGGACAGAUAAAUAGUUGUUUCCAAAAUCUUGUUGAGUCUAGUUCAGCCGGUCUAACUACUGCACAAGUUAGUCAUUCUCUCUUCAACAUUACAAUGUAUUUGUUUGUGAAAAGUUGUUGUUAUUGGAUCACAAAUCAACAUUACAAUUUAGCACUUAUUUUCAAAAAUUGAUCAUGACUAGGAAAUCAUUUUGUUCUCAGCUAUGGUGACAAAGUGACAGACGGUCUGUCCAAGCCAGGGACAUGUUCAGACUCAGCCAGCCCCAGUAAUGACAACAGCCCAACGUUCACCCGAUCUUAGCCCAACGUUCACAAGAGCAACUGAUAAAACUAAAUUAGCUGACAUUUCCAAUGUAAACACCAUUCAUGAAGUAAAUCACCAAUGAUUCAUGCACUGAAUAAAUAACAAAGUACCCACGUUUAUUUCCUAUGGUAGAUUUCUGAGAUAUAGAUAUGUUUGACCUAAAGUACAAUCUAGCAAAACUUGUCUUAUGUCCUGUGUGUGGUCGAGUGUGGCUCAUUUGGUAAGAGUGUGGCACUAAUAACGCCAAUGUUCUGGGUAUCACUCACAUAGACAUACAAAAAAUGUAGUAGGCUCACUAUACUGUAACUUGCUUUUGGAAAAACCGUCUGCUAAGUAGCAUGUUAUUAUAUGUACAUUAUUAAUAUAUUAUUAUUAUUCCACAGAUGCCUUUGUUGGAGGGGUGAUCGGCCUGCUUUUUGCCUACAUCUGCUACCGGCAGCACUACCCCCCAUUCCUGCACAUGGACUGCCACCUGCCUUACGCCAGUCUGGCCAAAGCCCCCCACCUUGUCUCUGCCCAGGGCGACCCCCUGGUCCUGCCCACUGAGAACACCACCAGUCUGCCUCUGAAGGGGCUGACAGUGGGGCCACCCCUACCCCCAGAACUGGCCCGUAGCCUCACCCCCACCCAUCGAGCACCCAACCCCCUCUCACUCACACAGACUGAGUAGCUAACACUUACACAUUCCAGUGGACAGCACUGUACCGCCUCUCCCCCUCUCAACCUUUCUCCCAGUCUCUCGCCUUCCUCCACCCAUCCUCGCUCUUUCUUUGAUUUUUUCCCCUGCCUGAAUCAGGAGCAUUUCAGUGGUCUAUAUUUAGAGAGGCUGUGUAUGUGUUGGAAUAUAGGACAACACUGCUGGAGCAAAAAGGCAAAAGAACAUGAAAAAAAUUAAAAUAAGGGCCAGUUGCGCUAAAUCAACAUUCAACGGCUAUGACAUAGAGUGCCUUCGGAAAGUAUUCAGACCCCUUGACUUUGACCACAUUUUGUUACGUCACAGCCUUAUUCUAAAAUUGAUUAAAUAAAUAAAAAUCCUAAGCAAUCUACCCACAAUACCCCAUAAUGACAAAAACAGGUUUUGAGAAACGUAUUUACAUACUGUAAGUAUUCAGACCCUUUGCUAUGAGACUCGUAAUUGAGCUCAGGUGCAUCCUCUUUCCAUUGAUCAUCCUUGAGAUGUUUCUACAACUUGAUUGGAGUCCACCUGUGAUAAAUUCAAUUGAUUGGGCAUGAUAUGGAAAGGCACACACCUGUCUAUAUAAGGUCCCACAGUUGACAGUGCAUGUCAGAGAAAAAAACAAGAAUUGUCCGUAGAGCUCUGAGACAAGAUUGUUUCGAGGCACAGAUCUGGGGAAGGGUACCAAAACAUUUCUGCAGCAUUGAAGGUCCCCAAGAACACAGUGGCCUCCGUUAUUCUUAAAAGGAAGAAGUUUGGAACCACCAAGACUCUUCCUAGAGCUCGCCGCCUGGCCAAACUGAGCAAUCGGGGGAGAAGGAUAUUGGUCAGGAAGGUGACCAAGAACCUGAUGGUCACUCUGACAGAGCUCCAGAGUUCCUCUGUGGAGAUGGGAGAACCUUCCAGAAGGACAACCAUCUCUGCAGCACUCCACCAAUCAGGCCUUUAUGGUAGAGUGGCCAGACGGAAGCCACUCCUCAGUAAAAGGCACAUGAUAGCCCACUUGGAGUUUGCCAAAAGGCACCUAAAGACUCUCAGACCAUGAGAAACAAGAUUCUCUGGUCUGAUGAAAUCAAGAUUGAACUCUUUGGCCUAGUCAGGAUCGAGGCAAAGAUGAACGGAGCAAAGUACAGAGAGAUCCUUGAUGAAACCUGUUCCAGAACUCUCAGGACCUCAGACUGGGGUGAAGGUUCACCUUCCAACAGGACAAUGACCCUAAGCACACAGCCAAGACAACGCAGGAGUGGCUCUGGGACAAGUCUCUGAAUGUCCCUGAGUGGCCCAGCCGGACUUGAACCCGAUCUAACAUCUCUGGAGAGACCUGCAAAUAGCUGUGCAGCAACGCUCCCCAUCCAAACUGACACAGCUUGAAAGGAUCUAAAGAGAAGAAUUGGAGAAACUCCCCAAAUACAGGUGUGCCAAGCUUGUAUCCCCAUACCCAAGAAGACUCAAGGCUGUAAUCGCUGCCAAAGGUGCUUCAAGAAUGUUCUGAGUAAAGGGUCUGAAUACUUACAUAAAUGUGAUAUUUCCGUUUUUUGAGGUAGAAAAUGCUAACUAAUUUCUGUUUUUUAGGACUACAAGCUGGAGAGCUCUAUGGAGCACUCGAUACAUUAGAUGUCACAGCUCCCCAAUUUGAUUCAUGAGAUACAAUAUCUAAUCCAGUGGUGGAAAAAGUAACCAAUCAUCAUACUUGAGUAAAAGUAAAGAUACCUUAAUAGAAAAUGACUCAAUAAAAGUGAAAGUCCCCCAGUAAAAUUCUGCCUGAGUGAAAGUCUGAAUGUAUUUGAUUUUAAAUAUACUUAAGUAUCAAAAGUAAAUGUAAUAAAAAAAUAUAUACUUAAGUAUCAAAAGUAAAAGUAUAAAUCAUUGAAAUUUCCUUAUAUUAAGCAAACCAGACAGCACCAUUUUCUUGUUUUUUUAAUUGAUUUACAGAUAGCCAGGGGCACACUCCAACACUCAGACAUAAUUUACAAACAAAGCAUGUGUGCUAGGAGUCCGCCAGAUCAGAGGCAAAAUGGUUGACCAGGGACUUUCUCUUGAUAAGUGAGUGAAUUGGACCAUAUUCCUGUCCUGUAAGCAUUCAAAAUGUAAAGAGUAUUUUUGGGUGUCAGGGAAAAUGUAUGGAGUAAAAAGUACAUUCUUUUCUUUAGGAAUGUAGUGAAGUAAAAGUAAUCAAAAUUAUAAAUAGUAAAGUAAAGUACAGACACCCAAAAAAACUACUUAAGUAGUAUUUUCACUUAAGUACUUUAUACCAUUGAUCUAAUCGCUUCGACAGUGAGGGAAAUCAGACUACAAAAUCUGAUAGCUAGCACAUUUCGAACUUUGAGAGCACACAUCCGCUAAAAUGACCAAAUGUAUGGUCACUAAAGUUGUCCAAACUGUAUUCUAUUACUAUGCCUCUGCCUUAGUCUUAGACCCACCGAGGUUGUUACUGCAUUGUUCCCAUCUCUCCUGUUGCUGGUUCUCCAUGGCAACAUAAUGAUAAAUAUAGCACCAAUGCAUUCAUGGAGAGAAGCACUGUUCGAUGACAGAACAAUCUUCUACCCAGUCCUGUGUUUAUUUCUCUUUUCCCAAUUCCUCCCAUUCGUUCUAUCUGUUUCUCUCCAUCCAGUUUCUCUUUUUCCUCAAAUGUUUAUCAUGUCAUCUUUCUUAUCCCUCCAUGAUACUUCUCUCUCUCUCUUCUUUUUCUCUUCUCCCUUCUCUUUCUCUUUCGAUCUUUCUUACUCUUUCUUUAUCUCCCACCCUCUCUCCCUCCUCCAUCUCCCCCCGCUCCCUCUCUCACACUCUCUCUCGCUAAGUAUUCUCUCCCUCUCUCCUUCUUGCCAUGGCGUGGGCUGACUGGGUAUUUACCAUUUCCUGCACUGAGGUAGAUUUGAAUACAGAUUAAAGUUCAAUGAGGGCAAUUAAUAACGGGCAGGUGGAAUUGGUAUGGUGGAAGAGCGUUGAUCCGGGCAUUAACUCUAAUCCUCAUUAUGUUGGGUUAGGCAGCACUGCUUGUGAGGACAUUAGGGUCAAAUUAAAAUUAAGCAGCCCUAAAGACAGCCCAAGCAUUGCAAAUAGAUUUUAGGCAACAGUGGCCUCACAAAAUAAAUAGACAUUGUAGAAUUCUAGAGGGGUUAGGGCCAUUACAGAGGGUGUGUUUCUUGAAGUCAUUACUCAUUACUCCUUACUGGGUCUUGAGUUAUGCCAAGCUCAAUUUGAGUGCCAAUUUAUAAAAGGAAAUACCAAGGACGGUUGAUUUCCAGCAACUGAAAGUGUUCUGUGAUGUAAGCAACUAGAAGUUAUUUAGAGAGAUAACAUAUUCCUCCUUGUUAGUCAUCAAACUGAUUUGCAUAGCCCCCCAAGCAGAUAUAGUUCAGACUAAGAUGAAUUGGCAUAUUUUAGUUAAUGCUGAAGCAUACCGUACCAUUGCUGUGACAUUAUAGGGAUGGGCUGAGCUGAGCUUCUGCAUUUUACUUACCCUGAUUUAGCCCACAGCAGUAAAAGGUUAAGUGUUUCUUGAAAGUCUUAAGCAAAUCUACUUUGAAACAAAAGUAUACACCACACACACAUGGUUAUGGGCGUACAAAAAAGAACACACCUGUUCCAUGUCAGAUAUAGAGUUGAAAUGUAUUCAAUUUUGAGUUUGUAUCCCAAUAUUACACGUUAUAUACAUCACAGAAGACUGAAAUAUAACAAAACUGUUUGAGAUAGAAAAUCACUGGAUUUUCUGCGCUUAAAAAAAAUACAUGUUUAUUAAUUAUGAAAUUAUGACAAAUAUUAAUAACAUUCCACCCAUGAGGCCACUAGGUCAUUUGACUGCAGGAAAGGGCUACCUGCUUGCUGCCCCAUCCAGCACUACUCACCAUAAUACAGAAUGAGGGACGGCAAUUCAGCACCCAAGUCCACCCAAAAAGGAAAACAAAAGACUACAGUGCAUUGCAAAAGUAUUCAUCCCCCUUGGCGUUUUCCCAAUUUUGUUGCAUUACAAACUGUAAUUUAAAUGGAUUUAUAUUUGGAUUUCAUGUCAUGGACAUACACAAAAUAGUCCAAAUUCGUGAAGUGAAAUUAAAAAAAUUACUUGUUAAAAAAUAAAAAAAAAAAAUAACAAAUGGAAAAGUGGUGCGUGCAUAUGUAUUCACCCCCUUUGCUAUGAAUCCCUUAAAUAAGAUCUGGUGCAACCAAUUACCUUCAGAAGUCAUAUAAUUAGUUAAAUAAAGUCCACCUGUGUGUAAUCUAAGUGUCACAUGAUAUGUUACAUGAUCUCAGUAUAUAUACACCUGUUCUGAAAGGCCCCAGAGUCUGCAACACCACUAAGCAAGGGGCACCACCAAGCAAGUGGCACCAUGAAGAUCAAGUAGCUCUCCAAACAGGUCAGGAACAAAGUUGUGGAGAAAUACAGAUCAGGGUUGGGUUAUAAAAUAAUAUCUGAAACUUUGAACAUCCCACGGAGUACCAUUAAAUCCAUUAUUAAAAAAUAGAAAGAAUAUGGCACCACAACAAAUCUGCCAAGAGAGGGCCGCCCACCAAAACUCACGGACCAGGCAAGGAGGGCAGUAAUCAGAGAGGCAACAAAGAGACCAAAGAUAACCCUGAAGGAGCUGCAAAGCUCCACAGCAGAGAUUGGAGUAUCUGUCCAUAGGACCACUUUAAGCCAUACACUCCACAGAGCUGGGCUUUACAGAAGAGUGGCCAGUUUAAAAAGCCAUUGCUUAAAGAAAGAAAUAAGCAAACACGUUCGCCAAAAGCCAUGUGGGAGACUCCCCAAACAUAUGGAAGAAUGUACUCUAGUCAGAUGAGACUAAAAUUGAGCUUUUGGGCCAUCAAGGAAAAUGCUAUGUCUGGCGCAAACCCAACACCUCUCAUCACCCCGAGAACACCAUCCCCACAUUGAAGCAUGGUGGUGGCAGCAUCAUGCUGUGGGAAUGUUUUUCAUCGCAGGGACUGGGAAACUGGUCAGAAUUGAAGGAAUGAUGGAUGGCGCUGAAUACAGGGAAAUUCUUGAGGGAAAUCUGUUUCAGUCUUCCAGAGAUUUGAGACUGGGACGGAGGUUCACCUUACAGCAGGACAAUGACCCUAAGCAUGCUGGUAAAGCAGCACUCGAGUGGUUUAAAGGUGAAACAUUUAAAUGUCUUGGAAUGGCCUAGUCAAAGCCCAGACCUCAAUCCAAUUGAGAAUUGGUGGUAUGACUUAAAGAUUGCUGUACACCAGCGGAACCCAUCCAACUUGAAGGAGCUGGGGCUAUUUUGCCUUGAUGAAUGGGCAAAAAUCCCAGUGGCUAGAUGUGCCAAGCUUAUAGAGACAUACCCCAAGAGACUUGCAGCUGUAAUUGCUGCAAAAGAUGGCUCUACAAAGUAUUGACUUUGGGGGGGGGGGUGAAUAGUUAUACACGCUCAAGUUUCCGUUUUUUUGUCUUAUUUCUUGUUUGUUUCACUAUAAAAAAUAUUUUGCAUCUUCAAAGUUGUAGGCAUGUUGUGCAAAUCAAAUUAUACAAACACCCCCCAAAGUCAAUUUUAAUUCCAGGUUGUAAGGCAACAAAAUAGGAGAAAUGCCAAGGGGGUGAAUACUUUUGCAAGGCAUUAUAUGUCUCUGCCUGCAGUCCCAUACCAGUCUAACUCUAUUCUGCAAUGAUUAGUCAGUGGUUUCUUCUUUGUUGUUCUGAAACUUUGUAAGAUAGAGCUCCGUUAUUUUACAUCUUGGCUUUGAGAGCAAGAUAAGAAUCACAGUAAUGAUCAACAAUCUGACACACUUGUUAUAAGUGUGUGUGUGUGUGUGUGUGUGUGUGUGUGUGUGUGUGUGUGUGUCUGAUUGUGUGUGUCGAAAGAGUCCACCAGCAUGUUGGACUAGGACCGUGCUUUUGGUGAAAUAACAUUACAACACAAAGCUAACCAAGUUAGGCAUGAGGCUUUCCUUAAGUCCAAGAUGGAGGGGUCUUUGUGUAGGUGCUAAACACUGGACACCAUCAGCAUUUCCAUGUGGAGGUCUGAGCAUGUCUGGAAGCUGGUCAUCAGCCCUGCGAAGAGUUGACCCAGCAGAUGCACAAAGUCUAUAACUUUCUGUAAGAUCACGUGUGUCUUUGCACCACUAUUUAUAAUGAACAGUGUUUGCAGUUAUAUGUGUCCUUGAGUGACGCCUAAAGCGUUAGGUCAUAAUUCUGUGAUGUUUCUGGGAGUUUUAAAGUGAUGUAUAGCCCUAUGGACUGCCUGAUGGAGCCACAAAGUACUGGAACUUGAUCCUUUUCCUCUUUAUUGGUUAUAUUCCUAAUGUAAAAAAAAAAGUAUGUGUCUUGAAAAUAUAUAUCAAGUGAAAAAAAAGUUGUAAUUAAAAGUGUUUGAGGAUAAAUAUUCAAUGGAAAAAUUGCUGUUCAUAAGAGUACAAUAAUAUUUUGCUUCAUUUAUCAACAAUGUUUUACUCAUCAAUUCCUUCUAAUCUGCAAUAUGUAAAUUGAAAAAGGCAACCGGACCGAUGUUGAAUAGCCGUCUUUUGAGAAAAAAAAAAGUAACAUUAUUGACCAUGGCAUGACAAUACCAUUUGUGAAAAGACACUAUUGUAUGUGGAUAAGCAUGUCUGGCCUUGAGAGCAAAAUGUGUUUUGAUGUUUAUAUACUUGAUGUGCAACAAUGAACUGGAUCCUGAUGGGUGCUUUGUUCGUUGAUAAUUGGGACUCUACAGACCUUUCAUUUGUAGCUAAGGAAACCUUUUAUUUUACAACAUCAACUAGUAGCCAUUUUGGAAACACUACAUAAACCCCAAACUUUGAGGAUGUUGAUAGAAACUACAUUUGGAGUGAUAUAUAAUAUGCAACUGAACAAUUGUAUACUGUAUGUCCACAUUUGAAAUAGAAUAUGUCCUCUGUAGCUCAGUUGGUAGAGCAUGGUGCUUGCAACGGCAGGGUUGUGGGUCCGUUUCCCACGGGGGGCCAGUAUGAAAAUGUAUGCACUCACUAACUGUAAGUCGCUCUGGAUACGAGCGUCUGCUAAAUGACUAAAAUGUCAAAUGUAACCUGGUUAGAUAAGUUCGUUUUUUCUUCUCCACUGUCAGAUGAAAUUGUAGAACUGAAGGAGACUUGUGUCUGUUACUCUCUGUUCACAGUGAAGGUGUGUGCGUUGUGUUGUUCUACAUCAGUACAGCUGCACUCUUAUUUGGGGUGUUUACAAUAAACAUCAGCAUAUGCUUAUUACUAUGGUAUCUUGGAUUUUGUCUUCACCUGUCAAGACUAAAUGUAGGUAUUUUGCAGUGUGUUAUGGACUGGGUGUGAGUUUACCUUGUUAGAGUAAGUGGCAUGAAAAGUUUGUGAGUGAGGCAGGGCAGGUCAAUUCCAUCUACAGUACAUUCUUUUUUACAGUGUGUCUCUGUAUAUAUGUGCAUGCUGUGAAACAAUGAAUAGUGGGGUGCAGUAUCUGGCUCUCACGAUGUGCCCAGGCAAGCCUAUCCUCACCUCCUCCCGCUGUGAGGAUGACAUGUCCAUAAUUCUUCAUUACGAGCUGCACACCAAAGUCCCCUGGCUCUGAAUUCCCACUACAAGGGUCUCGCUGGCAGGAAGGACCAGAGAAAUUAGAUGAACUUCAUUGAACACAUUUAGGAUGCGUUCCAAUUGGCACCCUAUUCACUACAUAAUGCACAACUUUUGACCAAGGCCGAUAGUGCUCUGGUCAAAAGUAGUGCACUAUAUAGGGAAUAGGGUGCCAUUUGGUGCUCAGCCUUAGAUGCACAAACCGUUGAGCUACCGGAACUGUAGAUGUGUUGCAACUCAUUAGUGUUCACAGCAUCCUAGUAAUGUAAUCAUAAUAAGUCAGAUUCCAAUGAUAUUCCCUUUUACACUCACAGAUGUAGGGCUAAGGAUCAUUUCAGUAUCACGUCGGGAUCACCAAACUGUAGAGGGAAUUAUGUAUUUUUUUAUUUACGUGUUUGUUGUUAUGGAAUUACACAGGCAUUAUCGGUGGUCUGUGCCAAUAUUUCCAAUGUUUGUUUAGGACACUGUUCUCUUAAGAGACUUGAAAACCUGAAACCCUGGACACAAACAACCCUAGGGCAUUUCCAUCAAAAAGGAACCAUGAGCACCAACAUGUGAAGUUCAUAGGAGUAUAUCAAAUUGGGUUUCAAACGAAAGCUAAGAGUCUAUAUUUUGGAGAAAUUAAGGCAUGAUACAUUUUUCAAUCAUUUUCCAUCUUUAAAAUGUGGCCUGAUAAAGGCUUUGAUUUCUGGAUAAUCAGGUGGAAAGGGGUCCUUGGAAACAUCUACCAGAAAUGUCUUAAAAGGUAUCAGAAAUACAUCAGAACACAAUCAUGUUGACGGAAAGACCCCUGCCAACUAAUAUCAACACUUAUAUUUAGUGUUGAAGAAAUUGUUAACCUUCUUUAAGUUUAAUAAAUAUUGCCUUGUGCCUUGUAAUUAUGUUACCAAAAACACAUAUCUUUAAGAUAUUUUCUAAUUUCUCUCCCUCAUAAGGGGGUAGGAUAAUGAAAGUUCACAGAAGUAACAAGUAAUGGUAGACCUACCAAUCAGUUAUAGUGAUUUUACUGAUAUCAAUUUUGUUUAUUAUUAAAUGAUUAAAACCCAUAAUUCUGUUAUCAAAUUGGUAACGGAAGUACCAAAAGAUCAGCAAUGGAAUUACUGCAACUGAAUUGGCUACAAUGGGAAAUCAUAAUAGUCACAGACCACAGUUGGGUCACCUGCUACUGUCAUCGCUUCCACUGGCAUACUGUUACGUUCAGAUGAUACCUGUUUUCUUUCUGUUUCUGUCGUCUGGUGGACAAACCAAGAGCAUUAAAACAGUCUGAGUCUGGAAAACCCCUCCCUCCCUCUCUCUCUCUCACUUUCUCUCUCUCUCUCUCUCUCUCUCUCUCUCUCUCUCUCUCUCUCUCUCUCUCUCUCUCUCUCUCUCUCUCUCUCUCUCCAGUUAACGUCAUCUCUCCAAGCUCUAACUGA